Galendromus occidentalis (western predatory mite) is the source of this 3234-nucleotide messenger RNA. Its product is annotated as pyruvate carboxylase, mitochondrial-like. Lineage: Eukaryota; Metazoa; Arthropoda; Arachnida; Mesostigmata; Phytoseiidae. The transcript has 3 exons. The record is from RefSeq and is a predicted model, not a curated record. Gene Ontology annotation, cellular component: cytoplasm. Bases 1 to 3234 code for a protein of 1077 amino acids. Gene Ontology annotation, biological process: pyruvate metabolic process; gluconeogenesis. Gene Ontology annotation, molecular function: metal ion binding; pyruvate carboxylase activity; ATP binding.
AUGCAUAUGCAUAGACAGAAGGCGGAUGAAUCGUAUCUCAUCGGAAGCGGUUUACCACCCGUUCAAGCGUAUCUGAACAUUCCGGAAUAUAUCCGGAUCGCCAGAGAAAAUGAUGUUGACGCCAUACAUCCCGGUUAUGGCUUCCUAUCGGAGCGUGCGGAUUUCGCCGAAGCGUGCAUAAAAGCCGGAAUCCGUUUCAUCGGACCCUCGCCCCGGGUCAUGGCCCAGAUGGGGGACAAGAUCGCAGCCCGAAAGUGCGCUAUCGAUUGUGGAGUACCCGUCGUUCCGGGGACCGAUAAGCCCAUCGAAGACAUCGCGAAGGCCAAGGAGUUUUGCGAGACCCAUGGGCUGCCGGUCAUGCUGAAAGCUGCCUACGGCGGAGGGGGUCGCGGUAUGCGCGUCGUGCGGACCAUGGAGGAACUUGAAGAGAACUUCAACAGAGCCGUCUCAGAAGCUCAGAGUGCUUUCGGAAACGGUGCGAUGUUCAUUGAGAGAUUUAUCGAACACCCCCGUCACAUUGAGGUGCAAGUUCUCGGCGACAAGACCGGUGAAGUUGUUCAUUUAUACGAACGAGACUGCUCGGUCCAGAGACGGCAUCAGAAAGUCAUCGAGAUCGCACCAGCUUCGAACAUACCUCCUGAUGCGCGCAAGGCCAUGCACGACGACGCGAUUAAACUCUGCAAAUUCGCAGGCUACACAAAUGCGGGAACCGUGGAGUUUCUCCUGGACGAAGACGGCCGCCACUAUUUCAUCGAAGUGAACGCCCGCCUUCAGGUGGAACAUACAAUCACCGAAGAGAUCACUGGAGUUGACCUCGUACUGUCCCAGAUCCAAAUCGCCGGCGGUAAGACUCUCGCAGAACUCGGCCUCCGACAGGACGUCAUCAAACCUCAAGGAUGCGCGAUACAGUGUCGCAUCACGACCGAAGAUCCUGCCAAGGGUUUUCAGCCCGAUUGCGGAAGAAUUGAAGUAUUCAGAAGCGGCGAGGGUUUCGGCAUCCGCAAAAUGGAGAGAGCUCUGAGAGAGUUUAGAAUACGGGGAGUCAAAACGAAUAUACCGUUCCUGUUGAACGUCUUUCAGAACGAAGUCUUCCUAGGAGGUAAAUUCGACACGAAUUUCAUCGACGAACAUGCGGAUCUGUUCAAAUUGAGCCCGACGAAGAACCGAGCUCAGAAGCUUCUGUACUAUCUCGGCCACGUGGCUGUGAAUGGGCCGAUGACUCCGCUCGCGACGAAUCUUCAGCCCGUCAAAAUUCGGCCAUUGGUUCCCGACUUCGAUAGCACCCAAAUGGCACCGAGGGGCUUCAAAGACAUACUGGACAAGGAGGGACCGGAGGGCUUCGCGAAGGCCGUCCGACGUCACGAUGGACUCCUCCUGAUGGACACAACGUUCCGAGACGCACAUCAGUCGCUCCUCGCCACCAGGGUUCGGACGUUCGACCUGCUGAGGAUAUCGCCGUUCGUCGCGAACAAGUUCAACAGUUUCUACAGCAUGGAGAACUGGGGUGGAGCAACGUUCGACGUGGCUUUGCGCUUCUUAUACGAGUGUCCUUGGGAGCGCCUCGAGGAAAUGCGCAAGCUCAUCCCGAACAUUCCUUUCCAGAUGCUCCUACGCGGAGCUAACGCGGUCGGUUAUACGUCCUAUCCCGACAAUGCCGUCUACGAAUUCUGCAAAGUCGCAAAAAGCUGCGGCAUGGAUAUAUUCCGGGUUUUCGACUCGCUCAACUAUCUGCCGAACAUGAUGCUCGGCAUCGAUGCCGUCGGCAAAGCAGGCGGUGUCGUGGAGGCCGCCAUUUCCUAUACGGGCGACGUAUCGAAUCCCAACAAAACCAAAUACAAUUUAGAAUAUUAUCUCAAGCUGGCCGAUGAGCUCGUCAAAGCCGGCUCGCACGUUCUGUGCAUAAAGGACAUGGCAGGGCUCCUGAAACCCGAAGCUUGCCGGAUCCUCAUCGGAGCACUACGUGAACGUCAUCCUUCCGUUCCCAUCCAUAUUCACACACAUGACACCGCAGGGGUCGGGGUGGCCUCGAUGGCCGCUUGUGCCGAAUCAGGGGCCGAUGUCGUCGACGUCGCCGUGGAUUCGAUGUCAGGAAUGACUUCGCAGCCCACGAUGGGAGGCCUGGUAGCCUGCCUUCAGCAUACACCCGACGACACUAAAAUCGAUCUCAAGGACGUGAGUCAGUACUCUGCGUAUUGGGAGCAGACGCGCGCGCUCUACGCUCCGUUCGAGUGCACCGCAACAAUGAAAUCCGGAAACGCUGACGUGUACGAGAACGAGAUCCCGGGAGGUCAAUAUACAAAUCUCCAGUUCCAAGCGUUCAGUCUGGGUCUCGGAGAGCAUUUUGAAAAAGUGAAGAAAGCCUACACGCAAGCCAACUUGCUCCUUGGAGACAUCAUCAAAGUGACGCCAUCGUCAAAGGUCGUAGGGGAUCUGGCUCAGUUCAUGGUGCAGAACCGGUUGCAACCACAGGACAUACUGGACAGAGCCGAAGAGUUGAGUUUCCCCAAUUCCGUCGUUGAAUUCAUGCAAGGAUACAUCGGUCAGCCCCAUGGCGGAUUCCCCGAGCCCCUCCGAUCCAAGAUCCUUAAGGACACACAUCGAGUUGUGGGCCGACCGGGCGAACACCUGGAAGAUCUCGAUUUCGACGAUAUCCGAGCGAAGCUCCAGGAGAAAUUCCCAGCGUACCAGAUGAAGGACACCGAUGUGAUGUCGGCAGCCAUGUACCCGAAAGUCUACGAAGACUUCGCUAAAUUCCGCAAAGCGUACGGUCCGGUGGAUAAACUGGACACCCGAGUGUUCCUCAUGGGGCCGCAGGUCGGCGAGGAGGUGGACGUAACUAUUGAACGAGGGAAAACGUUGCACAUAAAAAUGUUGGCUGUUGGUGCGAACGUAACGCCGAAAGGUGAACGAGAGGUAUUCUUCGAAUUGAACGGUCAGCUUCGUUCGGUUCUGAUCGUUGACAAGACUCUCGCCGAGGUCAUAGAGGCGCAUCCGAAGGCCGACAAAGGCAAUAAGGGCAGCGUUGGUGCCCCUAUGCCCGGUACUGUGAUAGAUAUCCGCGUACAAACUGGUGACUCAGUGAAGAAAGGAGAUGCUCUGGUCGUGCUCAGUGCCAUGAAGAUGGAGAUGGUAGUUCAGGCUCCGAUAGCUGGCAAAGUCAAGAACGUUGCGGUUUCGAAAGAAAUGCGACUUCAAGGUGACGAUCUUCUCGUAGAUAUCCUGCCCAGCGAAUGA